CUCGCUGGCUUUAGCGAAUUUCUUCUGGAUUCUGGAUCCUGCACCGUCGUGCGUGAAAUCGCAAUUCCGCGCACGUAAUAGUCGGGUGGUUUUUAUUUAUAUUUCGCGCAAUACCCUCGGCCUCGAUCAACCCGGUCUCGUUUAAGAGAAGCUUCUUUUGUGCGCGCAGAAGCGAUAGAGGCUGAGAGGCACCGUCGUUGGCCGGAUGAGUCUGACGAUAAUCCGGUCACUAGUCAGUUACACAAGUCGGUCCACAUCUGUGUCGAGACACGUUCGUCAUUCGUACGUGCGAUCCCCACGCGUGUGUGAAUCAUGUCAAUUGACCUGCGCGACCCAUUGUGUCGAUCCGACAGUUUCUUUUCUUUUUCCCUCCUGCGAGACCAUUCCCGUAGACAGAAGGUCAUAUUAGUUUGAGCUAUAUACUAUGUCUUAUCCGAUUAGACACGUGGACGUUAUUGAUUGGCCAAAUCAACGUCGUGAUCGGACGUUUCCUACUUCUUGAAACUUGCCUACUCGAGCCAUUCAGGAAUCAGGCGAGCCUUCAGGCGAGUCAGAACGCGACAAUCUAUUUCGGAAAGCACGUGCCCGACACGAUAAAGGAAAAGAGCGAGGCACGAUGAUUGUGGCUGUGACUUUGGCGAUCUUAACUAUUCUUCUUACUAUUGUCUUCUUGCGACAGAGACCAAAGUGUCCUCCAGGUCCCUUUCCUUGGCCGUUUAUUGGAAAUGGAUAUUAUUUGAAAAAAUUAACGCGUCAACUCGGUGGACAACACAUUGCUUUUCUGGAACUCUGCAAGACAUAUAAGAGCGGCAUCAUAAGUUUACGGUUGGGUACCAGCAACGUCAUUGUUGUCUCGGACAGCAAGCUUAUACACGAAAUGUGCCUUUGCGAGAAGUACGAUGGACGACCAUGGAACGAAUUUAUAAAGCUACGAAACAUGGGAAUGAGGAAAGGGAUCACGAUGAACGACGGCACCGAGUGGAAAGAAUUGCGCGUUUGGGUGGUACGAACUCUGAGGAGCGUCGGUUUCGCCAAGCAGGCGAUGAUGGACCUGCUCGUUGACGAAAUGACACUCAUCCUGGAGAGGCUGGCGGAUGGCGGAGUGCGACAGAUACGACCCGCGAUCGCGCCCGCGGUGAUAGAUGUCCUCUGGCUAAUGAUCACGGGACGGAAGCCAUCCGAGAAUCUCCCGAGGUUACAGAAGUUCAUGGAUCUGCUGGAUCGUCGCGCGCAACAGUUCGAUUUGACCGGUGGGAUUCUGGCCACUUUCCCCUGGAUACGUUACGUCGCGCCGGAGAUGUCGGGAUACAACAUCCUCAUCGCGUUAAACAACGAGCUGAAGAACUUCCUAAUGGACACUAUCAAGGAGCACAAGGAGCGGUACGUCAAAGGAAACGAGGCGGACUUUAUCGAUAUGUUCCUCUAUGAGAUGUACAACAGCGAGGAGCAUCGAGACAAAGUUUCCCUGUUUACAGAGGACAAUCUGCUCGUGACGUUGAUCGACUUCUUCAUCGCCGCGAUUAACAACACGACGUCGACUUUGGAUAUUCUUUUCUUGCAAAUGGCCAAUCAUCAGGAUGUGCAACGCAAGCUGCACGAGGAGAUCGACGCCGCGAUCGGUCCCCACAGGUUUCCCAAUCUGAAGGACAGAGUCAAAAUGCCCUUCACGGAGGCGGUAUUAACCGAGUGCCAACGCAUAUGGCUCGUCACACCUGUAAUCGGACCACGUCGCGUUCUUAGUAACACUACUCUCGACGGUUACGAGAUACCAAAGAACACCACCGUCCUUAUGAAUGUGUAUUCGAACAAUAUGGAUCCGAAAUUCUUCCCCGAUCCGACUUCGUUUAGACCGGAGAGAUAUAUAAACAAGGAUGGAGCUUAUCAACCACAUGACAGUAUUAUACUGUUCGGAAAAGGAAAGAGAAGAUGCCCCGGAGCAGCUUUGGCAAGAUCGGCUAUAUUCUUACUGUUUGUCGGGGUAAUGCAGAAGUAUCGUUUACUCCCGGUGCCAGGUAAAAAAUCUAUUAAAAUGGAACUAACCACCGGAUUGACAAUUGCACCGAAGCCUUACGAAAUGUUAGUCGUUCCGAGAUAAGAUUACAUUGCACACUUAGGUAAGUGAGAGGCUCUCAUUUUGAAAAUGUUUCGCGUUAGUUUUAUCAAAUUGACGCGCGUUAGCGCGUACGCUACGAUUCUUUUAAUGUUAUUUUAUUCUUUGUUUCGUUAUACUUUUUUGAGAUACGUAUAUACGUAUGUGAACAGAAGAAAAAAGAAAAAAGAAAAAAGCAAAAGAACGAAAGUAUUAUACACACAGAUCUUACAUAUACGUACACUUGUAUCUUCUCUCUUCGUUCGCUUAUUUUUUUUUAAAUAGUAUUAAAAGCACUAUACACACACAGAAUAGUAUACGAGAAUUUACCGAGCUGGUGUCACAUUAUAAAUGUAAAUACGAAUUUACUAUAAAUUAAAAUAUUGUAGAUUACAUAUCAA
This is a messenger RNA of Temnothorax curvispinosus, 2490 nucleotides long. RefSeq names its product probable cytochrome P450 305a1. Gene Ontology annotation, molecular function: oxidoreductase activity, acting on paired donors, with incorporation or reduction of molecular oxygen, reduced flavin or flavoprotein as one donor, and incorporation of one atom of oxygen; heme binding; iron ion binding. The transcript has 8 exons. The coding region runs from base 617 to 2095 and encodes 492 amino acids. Gene Ontology annotation, cellular component: cytoplasm; intracellular membrane-bounded organelle. Gene Ontology annotation, biological process: xenobiotic metabolic process. The record is from RefSeq and is a predicted model, not a curated record. Lineage: Eukaryota; Metazoa; Arthropoda; Insecta; Hymenoptera; Formicidae.